Messenger RNA from Bemisia tabaci, 2787 nucleotides. RefSeq names its product hypoxia-inducible factor 1-alpha inhibitor. Lineage: Eukaryota; Metazoa; Arthropoda; Insecta; Hemiptera; Aleyrodidae. Gene Ontology annotation, biological process: negative regulation of Notch signaling pathway. Gene Ontology annotation, molecular function: ankyrin repeat binding; [protein]-asparagine 3-dioxygenase activity; peptidyl-histidine dioxygenase activity. Gene Ontology annotation, cellular component: cytoplasm; nucleus. The record is from RefSeq and is a predicted model, not a curated record.
UUCCUUCGUGUGUUCAUUUCAUUUUUGUGCGAUGUGCCUGAGAUUUUUGCCCUUCGAGUUUAAUUUGUAUCUUAUUUUUCAAGUAUGAACGAAGAAAGACGUGUCAAUGACAUUGAAUACUCCGCGGACAGUAAAUUUAGAAAUUAUAACUUCUGCUUAGACAAAGUUCCUAAGGUACCUUUCGAUGAUCCUAACCUUGAUGCAACAAUACUUCAAAAUCGCCCUGUCAUAAUCACUGGUUCCAAAAUGGCUGCUCCUGCCUCGAAAUGGACGCCUGAUUAUCUACAGUCAGUGAUUGGUAAUCGCAGGGUCAGUGUUUUAGCUUCCAGAGACCAUAACUUUCUUUUCCAUAAUGCAAAAAUGGUAAACAAAGACAGCGGAGAUGCUCCCUUAACCAAAAGAACUGUUAUGAAAUUUUCUGAUUUUUUAAAAAGACUAAGAGAAUGGAAGCCUGGAGAUGACAGGCUCUACCUGCAGGAAAAAUUCUCAUCUUGCCUUGAGGCAAGUCUAGUCAAAGACUAUGAUGAAUUCAAGUGGAAUUGGAUUAAUCACAAACGGAAAGUCUAUUCGUGGGGACCUCUAACGUCAAAUCUUAUUCUACUUGCUAUGGAUGGCAAUGUCACAUCGUGUCACUUUGAUGAACAGCACAAUCUCUUUGCCCAAAUCCAUGGGUACAAAAGGUUUAUUCUGUUUCCGCCCAGUCAGUACGAGUGUUUGUAUCCAUAUCCCCUGUAUCAUCCAUGCGACCGUCAAAGCCAGGUGAAUUUUGAAAAUCCUGACCUCGAAAAAUUUCCUAAAUUUCGGGAAAUUGAAGGAGGAAUGGAAGCAAUACUUGGACCUGGGGACGUCCUGUAUGUUCCCAAUUAUUGGUUUCAUCAUGUCGAAUCAAUGAUGAAUGGAGGCCCCACCUUGUCAAUCAGCUUCUGGUUUAAAGACAAUCUACGUAAAGAAACUGUCUACCCACUCAAGGACUUUCAAAAGGUCAUAAUUUCUCGCAACGUAGAGAGAAUGUUGUUAGAAUUACUGCGCGAUCCGAAAGAAGUUAGCUCCGUUCUUAAAGCAAUGACUUUGGGAAGGUACUCUUGAAGUAUUAAACAAGCCCCUGUUUUGUCAAGGUAUCAAUCAUUUCAAUACCUAAUUUUUCUAAAAGUCCUCUUUUUUUUUCCUCAAGUUUUUCCCGUAUCUGCAGAAUCAGUUGAUUUAAGUUAGUACUAAACUAACAAUCGGAGGUCCUUUAUUUCUAGGACAUGAAAAUCAGAUCAAAUGAAUGAGCUAAGAAACAGAAUUGAACAUGCUUAUGUUAAAAAGAACUAUAUUGCAUGAAAAUUCUAUUUAGUUUCUUUUAGCACAAAUACGUCCAAUUACUCAGUGACUCCUCCAAAGAGGGAAUCUUAUUUUCGUAAACUACGGCAAGUUCUUUUAUGGAGGGCUGUUUUUAUUUGUGGUGAGCUAUCUACCAUUCGAAGGUUUAACCCUAGGCUAUGAAAAGCCUAACUGCAUGGAAUCAUUGUGAAAUCAAUUUUAGACAAAUCAAACAACUGGAUCUCUUUUGAUCACUCUUGUAUGCCUCCUCUUUUAAAAAAUCUAUUUUUUAUCUCAAUCAUUGCAAUCAUGUCCUUGGAUGACUGUAUCUAAUACCGAGAAGAUCCUUAGGCACUCUGAGUCCUAAUGGCUACUGUUGAAAAUUAAUGAUAAAGCGGUAAAUGAAGAAAUCGAUGUUUUCCCAAAAAUCGACUAUAUGCCUUGUAAUUAUUCCUAGUGUUACACAUAACCAAAGUUCCUUGGCAUGAUACUAUCAAAGAAUGACCUUCAAUCGUCUUGAUAGGUUCAAGGUAGCUUUCUGGCUCUUGGUUUUUUUCCGGAACAAUAAGAUUGUAGCUAAGAAUGGAAAUUCGGUCAAUGUAAAUUUUUCGAGCAUCUGUAUUUCCUGGAAAAGCUCUUGAAGCUAGGAAAACCUAAUCACUAUACGUCGUAAAAGGCAAUAUUUUAAGGUGAUUUUUAUGUGACACUCAAGAAAAAUACUGAAUUAUCGUACAACGCAAAAAGUAGUACUGGAAUGUAUUUAUUACUUUCGUUGCUGUCGAAGUGAAAGCCACUGUUUACCAGCGAGUAAAAUUUCACUUCGUUUGGGUCAAAAAAUUUCGUGUCAUUAUGUGUCUGAAAUCGUUAUUUUGUUUGGAAAAGGACCUGUCUUAAUUUUUUUUCCCCGAGAAAAGUUUGAACUCGUUCAGUAAUUUUUAAUUAUUAUAUUUUUGAAAAGAAGAGAGGGCAUAUGGUCUCAGGAAUUUUCCCUGAUCCUUGGAAUUAUGUCAAAUCAUGCUAAGUGAGUUCAAAGUUGCGAAUUUUGAGCUUCCAUUUAAGCAUAUAUUGUUAAGAAAGCUCCUGAAAAUAUCCUUGCCACCGUGAUCUCUUUUCUAACAGCACAAGUUCUCUGCUGUGAUUUAUGGCUUGUGCAGUUCUUUUCAUUACAUGGACCAUGGAUUAUGGCGGCAUCACCUGGGCAAAUGAGAAAUUGCAGUGGGAGGGAUGCUUCAAACAUCAUCUUGGUUGUCUCUGCCAUUGCCCAUUGAAACAGGAGCUCAAAAUACGCAACUUUAAACUCGUUUUUUUGCAGGGUAACAUUGUCAAAAAAAACUGGGAAAAUUCUUGUUAACUCAAGCCAUCUCCUUAUUUAAAAAAUGUGAGCAUUAAAAAUUACUAAAUAAGCUCAUUAUGUACACAAGUGUUCAUCUCAAAAUUAAAAAAGGUCUUUUGUCCACAAACCAAUGGAUCAUUUCCAGGUGCUCA